Molecule: messenger RNA, 1003 nt
Organism: Cladocopium goreaui
Lineage: Eukaryota; Dinophyceae; Suessiales; Symbiodiniaceae
Source: the annotation of a GenBank genome assembly
CAAUUUGCGAGACGAAUUUUAGAUCGAAGUUGGCGCCAUGGGCAACCUUGCAGGCCGAACGUCAAGCGAAGGCUCAAGAGGCUCCGACGGAAGCAUCUCCGUGGAGGAACUCCAAAAGCACAACACCAAGGACGAUGCCUGGAUGGUCCUCUUCGGUGAAGUCUUGGAUGUGACGAAGUUCAUCCCCAUACACCCCGGAGGCACUGAUACCAUUGACAUGUAUUUGGGCAAAGAUGCAACCGAAGAGUGGGUGGAAAUUCACAGCCCGGAGACCUUGGAGAAGAACCUGCAACACAUCACCAAGAUUGGAAAGAUCGAGGCGCGGCGGGGCCUGAUGUCCUGGCUCUACGAGCGCUUCGCAGCACCGAAGAGCGCCGGCGCCAGUGCCACACCUUCGGCGCCUGCGGAUGACGACUGGCCUCAAGGCACUCAGUUCACGGCUGCUUUUGAAGAGGAACUCAAGAAAGAAGAGGGACACUUUUCUUUGGAGACGCUGAAAAGGUGGAAUGGCAAAGAGCGUCCUAUGCUGAUUGCGCUUUGUGGUAUUGUCAUUGAUGUUUCUCCCAGCGAGAACUUCAUCCCAACCCACGGAUAUGGAAAGCUGUGGGCUGGCAAGGACUGCACCUGGGCGAUGGCGACAGCCAGCUGCCUGGGUCAUUUUCGAGAUGUUUUGUUUGAGAUCCACGUGUCUUUGAAAGCUGAGGAUGCCAAUCGUUUAGAUUUCAAGUUGGAGGAGCUCGAGGAACUUCAGUUCAAGUCCUUGGCAGGAUGGUACAAGCAUUUCACUGAGAAGUACCGUCAGGUUGGUACCUUGCAGGAACUGAAGGAUUGGGAUUUCAGCAAUAUCAUCGCCGAAGCCAAGGAGAUGCAAAAGAAAGGUUCAUACGCUUGAUGGGCCGGCAGCGCCAUUGUGGGGGACACGGCGCGCCCGUGACACCCGUUUUUGGGCGUACAGAGAAAAACGGUGGUUGUGUUCAAGUGAUUUGAAGUGGCACCUUGUGAA